This is a messenger RNA of Esox lucius (northern pike), 7202 nucleotides long. It is a transcript of the gene nhsl3, whose product is annotated as KIAA1522 ortholog. The record is from RefSeq and is a predicted model, not a curated record. Gene Ontology annotation, biological process: cell differentiation. Lineage: Eukaryota; Metazoa; Chordata; Actinopteri; Esociformes; Esocidae.
GGACCAGGGCAGGGGCUUCAUUCACUCUCACACGGCUAAACACACAGAAAACAGCAGCCUGCGCAUGGAGGUAGAGAGGGAGAGAACAUAGAGAGGGACUUGGAGGGAAAGAGACAGAGAAAAAAGAACGGCACAGAAAGAGAAAGUCACCGAAGCAGAGAAGAGAAGAGAUAUGGUUCACAAAGUGGUGACCCUGAUGAUGAAAUAAAGAAAGAGAACGGAGAACGAGAAAGUGAAGGAAAAGAGGCCAUGAAAGAAGAGAGGCCCUAACUCUCCCACCCCCGAGGAGAGCAAGAAAAGAGAUGUCAGAGGAACAGUCGUGAACCUUCAUCUCAACAGAGAAAAGAAGGGAUAGAAUAGAGAGGGGGAGAGAACGGGGGAGAGAACAGGGGAGAGAACGGGGGAGACUACUAUUCCCAAAGAAAACCCCAGGAGCAAUGUCCCGCCGGAACUCCGCGGGGGAUCUGGUGCCCAGGGACAUCUCCGAAAUCCUUGCCCGAGAAGGGAAGGCCCAGCGGGGGCAGAAGAAGGCCGGAGGGUCCUUAGGCCAGGCCUUCAGCUGGCUGAAGGGAACCAAGAGGAAGAAGAACGUAAGUAAUGAACAGAACAGGAUAGGAAGUGUGAUUGGAGCCACAGAGGGCAACGGAACCAAACAUGGACACCAGAUCCAGGAUUCGCCUAAAGCGGGUCCAAAGGCUCAGGAUGAACAGAGGAGGCUGGCGGUUCACUACACAGCCUCCUCCCAGUACCAGGAGAACGUGUUUGUGGAGGGCAGACGGCCACAGCACAUAGAGGACCUCCACACAGAGGCACUGCAGGGUUUGAAGAUACUGCAGCAGGAAGCAGAACAUGGGAAUGGAGGGAACUUUCAGGACAACCAUGGCAAUGCAGGGGUCCAGUCGGAGCAGGAUGCGGACUCCCAGGACAGGGAAGGACCUGAGGAGUCCAGAAACUCUGCGGAUAAUUCAUCCUCCGCGUCCUCAAGACCCGUGCUGACAGCACAAGGGUCGACCUUUAAGCCUCUGAACCCAGUAAAAAGACCGGAGAAAGCCAAGAAGAGGAUCAGAAGGACUACAAUCAUGGGCAUACCGCAGCAGAUCCACAGAGAGCUGGCCCUGCGCAGGGAGUCUGCCUAUGAAGUUCCUUCCCCGAUAACUAACGCCCCAGACAUACAGAGCAGCGAUGACCAACCUGACAUUGUGGUCAUCCCCACCAUCGAUGGAGAGACUUCACGAACUAACCAAGAUGGAGCCCGAGUUCACCUAUCAAAUCUGGAGGCGUGCAGAGAGGAGCAGCUGUUGAGACGCCACCUUCAGAAUGUCUACAGGGAGGACCAGGGCUUUACUCCCCACCGGGGACUCAACUCCCAUCUGUCCCCCACCCAAAGGCCCAAAUCUCUGGCUGUGCCGGGCAUGACCUCCUCAGCUGGAACCCCCAGCUUCCUCCAGGAGCCACAGGGUCCAGUGAUGUCCAUCUCUCCCCAAGCCACCUACCUAUCCAAGAUCAUCCCCAAUGCUUACCUGCCGGCCUCUGUUGAAGUCAUACAGAUCAGCCGUAGCACCAGCCGUGGAAACAACAGUAACCACAGCGUCAGUAAGAGCAGUGUAGCUUCAGGGUCGUCUGCCAGCCCUGCGUCAUCGAGGACGUCUGGCGGCGAUGGCUGCUGUGACGACGGCGACUGCAUUUCACACGGAGGCAGUAGUUCCCAUGACGAUGGCUCUACAGCAACCCCCCACUCUGUGACUUCAGGAUCCAGCUUGAGCCACUCACAGUCUUCAGAGACGAUGAAGUCCAACUCAUCCGCCCUCUCCUCCACAAAGGGGAGCUUUGGCCCUGCUAACCCACAGGUAGUGAGCCUCACUGGGCAGGAGAGACAGCCACAGCAGCCUGAUGGUGGGGACAAGCAUCUAGCGAGCCUAAAAACUAGUAAGGGUUCUAUUAUUGCCACCGGCCAGGGGAGAUCCGAGUCAGGUCUAUCUGGAUCUUUGAGUGCUGGAGAUACAAGCGACACUGGAGGAGACUCUCAUAGGUUCUCUCGCAGUCUGUCAAUCAUUAAGACAAAGAUGCCGCCGGCUCCCCCAAGGAGAACCAACUCACUGCACCACGAGAAGAUAAUGAAGAGGAGACCCCAGGAACUAGUGCCGAUAAGGGAUCUCAGACACUCGAUGGGCAGAGAGGUAAACGCUGGCAAAGACACAGGCCAGGUGACAAUUGAGAUCUCCAAAGAUCUCUACAAACAAAUCACAAAGAGCUCUGUGCCUGGAUCAAACACUUCAGAAGAUACAAGGUCUUCCACAACUUCAAGUCCCCUGAGUCCCAUGCAGGCCUCCCUUGGAGGUAGUGAAGCUCCAGAGAGGCCAGAGUCAAUCAGCACUUCCCCGCAGAAGGCUCAAUCAGAGGGGGGUAAGUUUGACAGGACCAUGUCUCCCUCCAGCGGUUAUUCCAGCCAGAGUGGUACUCCAACUUUAUCCCCUAAGGGGAUCUGCCCCUCUGCCCCAACAGGAAAACAGAAGAAGCCUACCAAACCAGAGAGGUCUGGAUCGAGAGCUUCAGCAUCCUCUUCGCUAACCUCCCUGUCCUCGGUCACCUCAGAACAUGUCAAUGAAGACACUUCGAAAAACAACCCUAGCCCUCCACAGCAGGUCUGUCCACCUCUGGCUGAUAUGAAAAGCAAAACGCUAGCACCAGGGACCCAAGACAAAUCCCCUAUAUCCAUGGAGAUCAAAAAACUGCUUAACAUUCCAGCACCUCCCAAUGUGAAAGCACCCUCCCCGCCCCCGCCGGAGACCUGGGCCCAUAACAGACUGACCAUCGAACUGCUGUGUCCGCCACCCUCCCACAGCAUCAACAGCCUAGCACAGCUCCAGGAGCAACAGGAGCUCAAAGAUACAAAUCUAUUGGAACUGCAACAGGAAGCUCAGAACAAAGAUAGCAAGGAGUGUCAAGGUUUGAUGGCAGAGCAGGCUACGAUAGAGGAAGUUGUCUUGACAACACUGCAAAGCAGAGACAAUUCUUUUAAAAAGAUUAAGCCUACUUCAGAGCAGCUGCCUGAGAUACAUAAGUGUCUAACGAAAGACCAAGGAAGACCGGUGCUGAUCCCAGAGAGAGAAGAAGCAAGUGCAGAAGUGCAGAAACAGAGUUGCAGUGUUGCAGAGAACCAGGAUCAAGAAGUAAAGCAUGAGAAACAAGGUGAAAUAAGUUUAGCAAUGAUUCGGAAGAAGGAACCCCCUCCUGUCAUGAAAAAAAGAAAUCCAAGACCACACAGGAAAGAUCCUGAAGUUCAGACAGCAGCAGCAAGCCAGCAACUGGUAGAUUCAACCACAGAUGUAGAUUCAAUCAGAAAGAGUGAGAUGUUUUUCUUGCAGACUGAGGCUGAGGUUGUUAAAAAAGUUGCCGUAGUAGCUAAGGAAGUUAAAGUUGUAACUAAGCAAGUUGAGGUAGAAGCUAAGGAAGUUAAAGUUGUAACUAAGCAAUUUGAGGUUGAGGUAGUAGCUAAUGAAGUUGAGGUUGUAUCUAAGCAACUUGAGGUUGGGGUCGUAGCUGAGGAAGUUGAAGGUCAGAAUGCAUUUGAAAAUACUACAGAGGAGUGUCCCACCAAACCAGAGCCAUCUAUGCAAACUCUUGGAUCCCUGGAGCUUCCCAAAGUGGACAAGGUCUCUCCUCCAGCCUCCCCACCUCCAGCCCACCAUCCUCCCCCGCCCCCUUCUAAGACACCUCCCAGCUCUGUUUCCACCCUCCUACCGGAAAUGAAUCAGGGGGUUAUAGAGGAGGUCCAGGUAGUGGAGUCCAACUGGCCCCCUCCACCUCCACCAGAGGAGCCGCCAGAUUCCGUUUUUGACGAGCCGGAUGAGAUGGCCUUUCCACCACCACCACCUCCCUUCAUUACGGACAGUCUGGCAGAUAAGGUGGAGAGCGGUGACACAGUUGUUGAUGCCCAGAAGACUUCUACUGAAGCUCUGGGUGUGUGGGAGGAUAAGGAAACCUUGGCCGGAGAAACUGGUAAUGUGGAAACUGCAGGUCUGUUACCCAAUUUGGCCCCAAUAGACAUCAAGGAGGAUAGGCCCGACGUGAUUGUUGUGUACUCAAACCCUGAUGCCAACUCGACUGACGAAAUUCCUUCAGAUAAUCUAACAGUUGUUCUUUCAAAUGAGAAAGACCCAGAGGUCAACCAACUUUCCAGUACGCCAAUCAAUAUGGAGGAAGUCACCCCAGAAUCAAAAGAAACAUAUCCUGAGUCACAGGUAUUAAUGCCCCCACCACACAAAACUCCUAUUCCACCCAUCACAACAGCUCCAGGGCCCACCUCAAAUGUACCCCCUCCACUCUCUAUCAACAUCCCCUCCCCCCCCCCUGAACAAUUUGAAGACCAGACGCCCUCUGAGCCUCCAGUAAGUAGCCCCUCCGUCAGUGUCCCUCUCCCACCUCCUCUCCCAGCUGAGAACCAGCCCCCUGUGACCUUCAGAAGACAGCCAAGCUUUGUAAACAGAGAGACAAAGGCCCGGAGCAAAGAACUUCUGUCAAGGCAAAAGAGUGCGCCAAUUCCAAAAGAAGACGCCAACAUUCCCCUGGUCACCCCCUCUCUGCUUCAGAUGGUACGUCUCAGAUCGGUCAACGUUGGUGAAGACCAGAUAAAAGCACCUUCAGAUGACAACAACAACGACGAGAAAAUGCCCGCUUUCUACCAGAAUCCAAACCCAACCCAAACCCUUGGGUCCCAGAACACCACACCCCAAAAACCAGUUCGGAAAUCCCUGUCACUGAAAUCAACACCGCCGCCAUUGAAGUCAUCACCGGCUACGUUAGUUGCCCCCUCAAUGCGCCUGCAGGAAGCCAUCCGCAUGAAAACAGCGGCCAUGUCUUCUAGAGACAGUCUUCCAACACGUUUUAGAAUGCCUUCAUCUAUCACAUUCCCCAGUAGUUGUGGUGGUAGUGAAUCUGGGACGUUGUCCCCAGCAUCGCUUGAAGGGGGUGAUAUGCUUAAGUCCCCAGCCUCCACCGCUAGCUUCAUAUUCUCCAAAAGCUCAAAGAAGAUUGUCAUAGAAACACCUGUUUCCUCCUCAGAGGUGCAGGCGAGCCUACAUCAGAGCCUGGCUGAGGAACUGAAGUUAGUUUCUGACCAAUCAAAGACCUCCACAGUCGCUAACGGCAACAUCGGGAAGGCUGGAAUUCCGAAGAGAGUUCCACCACCUGUGGCUAAGAAACCUACUCAUGGGAUCACCAACCCUUCAGAAAGACCUGUGUGUUCUACGGUGAAGAGUGGCAAUGUUCCAUCUCCAUGGAGACCAGAAGCCAAUGGGGAGAUAGAGACAGUGCAACCUGCAGGUCAGCAAGCACAGCCAGAGGACCACAACACAGGAAGUACAAUGGAGACAUCUAACAUUCAAGAAGCACCGUUGCCCUUGUGAGAAAAAUUGCUUUGUGUGGAAAGAACUCUUGUGGACCUGGACUAAGAAGUUGGAACAGAGCAAGAACCCUAAGAACAAGAGCAAAGGACAUAGUCAACUCAAAGCUGUUAAGUUUCUUCUCCAAAAGCCUUAAGCCUUAAAUGGCCUUUAUAUUUACAGGGAAAAAUAAUUAUAACAUGAUAUAAGUCCCUAUUUCUGUAAAAUGAAAGCUUUAUUUUUGUGUAUUUUUCUAUUUAGAGCUUUAGUCUGCUCUAGCAAAGUGCACAAAGUACCCCCUCUGCACAGUGGGUGUAUUGCGGCUUAUUUCUGCUAAAAGUACAAAAAGCUGUGCUUAUAAUAGUACCAUCUGAAGGUCAAAAAUGGUAGCAGACACUGCAGAUGAGAAAGAAUAACUACUCAACAAAUAUUUGGGCUUUAAGGCAUUCUAAGCUUGUGUUAUAUUUAACAUUAUUUUUUCUCAGUUUUUUUACAUACCCUUUCAGAUCUCUGAACUGUCUUGUCUCCUGGAAUGACAAGCUAUAAAAUAUCCCAUCAUUGUCUUCUUUGAUUUUAUCUUUUGAUCAAUCAAUCAACCAACCAAGUGAUCAACAUGAUUUCCAGUACACAAAUGUACGUGUUACUUUUGCUUUGCAUAAAGACACAUUUCCAACACACUAAUUAUUUUGUAAAUACAUACUAUUAGGCAGAGUAGUACUUGAGAAAAAGGGAUGCUGCAGCCCUGAUGUCAUAUAAAAAAAGCACUUUGUGAGCUGCUGUAAAGGUUUAAGCAAGAAAACAUUGAUCUUUCUGGAAGUGACAUUCAUAUAAAGUUAGCUGCUUCCAGAUUAUAGAUCUCCAGGUUUGCAUCCCAAAUAUGACCCCAUUCCUCACAUGGCGCAUUUGUUUUUACCAGGGAGAGGUGGGCCAUUUUUAAUAGAACCCUAGAAGACAGAAGUGCACAAUAUUUAUAUUUCUAGCAGUUACUUCCACUAGACGCCGUUUAUAUGCCUUCAAGGACAGCACUUAUGGGUUUAGAUGAAUGGAGUUACUUCCCUGUUAUUUGUUUUUUUAGCCUGUCUUUAAGUUGCUUUACGUGGAUCUUCAUUAAUAAUGUAUUUGAAAGCAUUAACACGGUCCAUCUCCAUACAACCAAAUAAUAAAUCUUGGUUUGACUUCAAGGUUUUCAUCUACACGGCCGGUCUGUAUUUACCUUGUGUGACCUGGGCUUGGAAAUAAGUCAUGCAAGACUGUUUGUAAGGAUGUUAUUUUCUUUUUUAAAGGCCUCAUAUAGUCAGUUUUAAUGUAAAUCCCUGAAUUAAAUGUUCCGGUAGAACAACAAACAUGUUUUUCAAAAUGGCCCCCUAUUCCCUAAACAGUGCUUUAGUAAAUAUGGCAUAAAGUGAACAGAACUACAACUGGAGGACACAGUAACGUUCACGUUUGGGUGAACAAAUUCACAAGUACUUCUUUUUCCUCUUUCCCCAUUGGCUACUGUAGUCCUGGGUUCUGUCCAGAAUGGCAGUAUACUGUGUAGUAUACUCCCAAACCCCACGGGAUGUAGAAUAGGGUGUCAUUUGAUCCACCCGUUUAUCUCUCUAUAGUAAGAAGACGUCUCUUUCAUCAGCGGCUCAACUUAAUCUUGACAAGUAAAAUCAAACCAAUCAAUCAAAUCCAAAGCGAUUGUACUCUUGGGACUUUUGGCCCACAUUAUGUCAUGGACAAAACCUUUUUUUUUUUUCAAAAGCAAAAAAUUAGAAAAAUGUACAGUUAUUUACUUAUGAACAGAAUAUAUGUGAUUAAAAUGUAUUAGAAAUAAAA